GGCGGCGGCCGCUCCGCUCUCCGGAAGUGUCGCUCCAGCCGCUCCCCGCCGGUGCCGUGUCCCGCCGCCAGACAGGCUGUGUUGACUCACUGGCGCUGGAUUUUGAGAACCAACAGCCACCAUGUCUAGCAAAAGAGCAAAGACGAAGACCACCAAGAAGCGCCCUCAGCGCGCCACUUCCAAUGUGUUUGCCAUGUUCGAUCAGUCGCAGAUCCAGGAAUUCAAGGAGGCCUUCAACAUGAUCGACCAGAACAGGGAUGGCUUCAUUGACAAAGAGGACCUGCACGACAUGCUCGCCUCCCUUGGAAAGAAUCCAACGGAUGAAUACCUGGAUGCCAUGAUGAAUGAGGCUCCAGGCCCCAUCAACUUCACCAUGUUCCUCACCAUGUUUGGUGAGAAGUUAAAUGGCACCGACCCAGAGGAUGUAAUCAGGAAUGCCUUUGCUUGCUUUGAUGAAGAAGCAACAGGGUUCAUCCAGGAGGACUACCUGCGGGAGCUGCUGACCACCAUGGGAGACAGGUUCACGGAUGAGGAGGUGGAUGAGCUGUACAGAGAGGCCCCCAUUGACAAAAAGGGCAACUUCAACUACAUCGAGUUCACGCGCAUCCUCAAACAUGGAGCCAAGGACAAGGACGACUGAGCCCGUCCCUGGAUACAUGCACAUUAUCUCUACAUUUAUGUUUAUUUUUAAUGGUUUCUUCCUGAUAGAACUUGUUGCAUGCAUUUAGCUCCAAAGCUUUUGUCUUUUUCAAUAUAUUUAUCUAUUCCAGGCCAUUUAGGCACAUUUGCACCUGUAAUCAGACUGGAAGCAGGAAAAAUAUUUUGAGGGAAAGGCUACAGGAAAAACAUUCCCUGGAGUUGAUAGUCCAGGAAAAUAAUCUCAACAUUUCUGGUUUUGCUGGAUUUUUACAUUUUUGUAAUAAAUGCCAUUUUGAAAUAAAGAUUGCUAUAUAGAUAAAAUACCUCAAAA
Messenger RNA from Melospiza georgiana, 970 nucleotides. RefSeq names its product myosin regulatory light chain 2, smooth muscle minor isoform. Gene Ontology annotation, cellular component: cytoplasm. The transcript is spliced from 5 exons. Bases 122 to 640 code for a protein of 172 amino acids. Gene Ontology annotation, molecular function: calcium ion binding. The record is from RefSeq and is a predicted model, not a curated record. NCBI's taxonomy places the organism in Eukaryota, Metazoa, Chordata, Aves, Passeriformes, Passerellidae.